This is a messenger RNA of Catharus ustulatus (Swainson's thrush), 2394 nucleotides long. RefSeq names its product fatty acid amide hydrolase 2 (gene FAAH2). The coding region runs from base 1 to 1602 and encodes 533 amino acids. NCBI's taxonomy places the organism in Eukaryota, Metazoa, Chordata, Aves, Passeriformes, Turdidae. The transcript has 11 exons. The record is from RefSeq and is a predicted model, not a curated record.
AUGGCGCUGUCGCGCGCGGAGCGCUGUCUCGCGCUGCUGCUGCGGCUGUUGUCGCGCGCCUGCCUCGCGCUGCUCGCGCUGCUGCCGCCGUCUCGCGCCGGCCCUGCGCGCGCCGCUUCGCGCGCCGUCCCGCCGCCGCGGUGCGCGCUCCUGCUGCUGCCCGCGCGUCGCCUCGCGGAGCUGCUCCGCGCGGGGCAGGUGACGUGCAUCGAGGUGGUGGAGGCCUACGUGGAGAGGAUCAAGGAGGUGAAUCCCCUCAUCAAUGCCGUGGUGAAGGACAGGUUCGAGGAGGCCCUGCAGGAAGCCCGGCAGGUCGAUAAGCUGCUCUCGGAGGGUCCUGGCGAUGACUGCCUGGAGGAGAAGUUCCCCUUGUUGGGGGUUCCCAUCACCGUUAAGGAGGCCUUUUCUCUCUACGGGAUGCCCAACACCUCUGGCUUGGUCAACCGCCGCAACGUGACCGCCACCUCGGAUGCCACAGUGGUGUCGCGGCUGAAGCAGGCAGGUGCCAUCCCACUGGGCGUCACCAACUGUAGCGAGCUCUGCAUGUGGUACGAGUCCAGCAACAGGGUCUACGGGCGGACCAACAACCCCUACGACCUGCAGAGGAUUGUGGGCGGCAGCUCAGGUGGGGAGGGCAGUGUGCUGGCAGCUGCCUGCUCAGUCAUAGGUGUGGGCUCUGACAUCGGUGGCAGCAUCCGAAUGCCUGCCUUCUUCAAUGGAGUCUUUGGACAUAAACCCACAACAGGGGUGGUGCCCAAUGACGGCCAGUUCCCCAACGCUGUCGGGGUGCGGAGCAGCUUCCUGUGCACGGGCCCCAUGUGCCGCUACGCAGAGGACCUGGAGCUUGUGCUGAGAGUCAUGGCUGGCCCUGGGGUCAGCAAGCUGAAACUGAAUGAGAAAGUGUCAUUGGAGAAAAUCAAAUUCCACUGCAUGGAUCAUGACGGCGGGUCCAUUUUUGUAUCACCUGUAGCCAAGGAGAUCUUGCAGGCCCAAAAGAAGGUGGUGGAGCACCUCGAAAGUGACCUUGGGGUCCAGGUUCAGCGUGUGGCAAUCCACAAGAUGAAGUAUUCUUUCCAGAUCUGGUCAGCCAUGAUGUCAUCCAAGGACAGCGAGGGGCAGGAGGCACAAAGAUUCACAGACCUACUGGGGGACCAUGGGAAGCCAGUGUGGCCGCUAUGGGAGCUGAUGAAGUGGCUCGUGGGGAUGUCUUCUCAUACACUCCCAGCUAUUGCCCUGGGACUGACAGAGAAGCUCGUGAACCUCAACCUUAGUGGGAAGGCCAAGCUGGUGAGCAUGGGGAAGAGCCUGCAGGAGGAGAUGGAGGCACUGCUGGGGCCUGAUGGGGUUCUUCUCUACCCCUCUCAUCCCACCAUAGCCCCCAAGCACCACUCCCCCAUCUGCAUGCCCUUCAAUUUUGCCUACACAGCAAUCUUCAACGUCCUGGGCCUGCCGGUGACACAGUGCCCACUGGGGCUGGGCAGCGAGGGGCUGCCGCUGGGCAUCCAGCUGGUGGCAGCUGCCUACAAUGACCACUUGACGCUGGCAGUGGCUCAGUACCUGGAGAAAGCCUUUGGAGGAUGGGUUUUACCAGGGAAAGUUUAACCUUGGAAAACAGGGACAGAGGCAGUGCCGAGUGCUGAUGCGUGAUCCCAUCGUGGCACUGCCUGCUCCCUCCGCGCACCCCUGCGCCCUGCUGGGAGUGGCUGGUGGUGCCUCCAGCCCAGAACAGCUGGGCCAUUGCCACUGGAGUCCUCAUCCCUGUGGCACCCUCUGUCAGGAAGAGACCUGCCUUUCCCAUAUCCCUCAGGAGCCCCAGUACCACAGUCUGAGGAUGUCCUGUCUGCAUCCUGCCUGCAGUGGGCUCCCACCCACCUUUUGCAGACCAUGGAGAUGGCCAGCUCUGUAACCCUUUUUCUUUCAAAAUGUUGAGUGAGAGCUGAGCAGGGGACGUGCUUCCAGACUGCUGGGGGCAGCUGUGCAGCACCCCUCAGGGCUGCCUGACCCUACCCACAUGGCUGGACUUUGCCUGCUGCACCCAGGCUUGCCAGCCCCCACAGUCCUCCCAAGCUCCUGCAGGCUUCCCCCCCACCCUGUGACCAAAAAGGGAGAGGGGGUGAGGGGGCUGGAGGAGCCGUAGGCCUGCCUCGCAGUGUGUGCAGCUGUCAGGCACAGCUGAGAGCAUUUCAGCACUGGUUAAUGCAUCUCCUCCUUGUGUCUUCCCCUUCUCUGGGGGAUCAUCCUGCCUGACUGAUGUACCCCGCUGCCUGUCCUGCUGAGCUGCCUGCCCGCUGCCUCAAGAGUGGAUGUGGGCAGCAGUGUGAGGGAUUCAUCUGAGCAGGCAGCAAGCACAAGGUGUUCUCAUUGAGGGAGUUAUUAAAGAGUCUGUCCAGUGAA